Schistocerca cancellata (South American locust) is the source of this 2337-nucleotide messenger RNA. RefSeq names its product cullin-3-like. Gene Ontology annotation, cellular component: cullin-RING ubiquitin ligase complex. Gene Ontology annotation, molecular function: ubiquitin protein ligase binding. The record is from RefSeq and is a predicted model, not a curated record. Lineage: Eukaryota; Metazoa; Arthropoda; Insecta; Orthoptera; Acrididae. Gene Ontology annotation, biological process: protein ubiquitination; ubiquitin-dependent protein catabolic process. The coding region runs from base 1 to 2337 and encodes 778 amino acids. The transcript has a single exon.
AUGUCUGCACUUUGGUUGCGGUAUCCCUCUGGGAGUCUUGCUGGCGGGGUUACAUCCUUUAUGUCAGCAGUUUCUGUGACAGAACAAUGCAAGGUUACCUAUUGGAAUGCGAUGAAAAAUUUGGUGCAGGAAAUUUUGAACGGUGGAUAUCAAGAGUUUAACAGGGACGCUUUCGAAGAUGAAAUUUCCAAAGUAAUUCUGUUGAAGAACAGUAAGUUCAUUUAUGACGAGUUUGUUGAACUCUUGGGCGAAUUUUUAGAGAAAUCUGUGACUGAUAUUAUUUCAGAACCAGUUUCUCCCGGACUUUUAAAGAAACUUAUAGACAUGUGGCUAGAUUAUAAAACACAUUUAAUUAGGAUUCGUAGACUACUCAAAAUUCUUGACAGAAUUGUAUUUUAUGAGAAUGAGAAAUAUAAUAUAAUUUCUCUCGGAGCAAACAUGUUUUGCGAAAAGGUUGUACUUUCAAAUGCUAUGCGGUCACGUAUCCAAAAUGUCAUCAUGGAGUUGUUAAUGAACGAAAGAAAGGGGCAAAUUGUUGACAGAAUGACAUUAAAAAAAUUUUGUGUGAUCCUGAAGUGCUUCAGCCAAAGAACCUACAAAAAAGUUUUUGAAGAAGCAUUUCUUCAGAAAUCUCAAGAAUUUUAUAAAAAAGAAGCCCAGAGAUUGUUGCUUUGUAAUGACGCAGGUUCUUAUUUGAAAGGUGUCCAAUAUUUAUUAAAACGUGAAAAAGUCAGAAUAAAUUUUUGCUUGUUAGGAGAAACACAGAAGCGAAACAUUGACCUAGCAGAAGAGGAACUUAUAAGGAAGUUUUUAAAUACUGUAAUAAACAUGGAUUCAUCUGGUCUGGCACACAUGUUAAAGACAGGAAUGUAUGACGAUAUCACUUUAAUGUACACUCUUAUCAUUCGUGUUAAAGGAGGUUUACAUAUUUUUGCAGAUAGCCUUUGCCUUCACCUGCAGAAUUACUGGGAAACCUUAUUAAAGAAUGAGUGUUUCGGUGUAUCAAAUUAUGAAGAAUUCAUUACGUGUUUAUUUUGUCUCAAAGAUCAGUUAAGCAUCUAUAUCACACAAUGUUUCAAUAACAAUACUUUUCUUAAGCAAAGAACUUUUUCUGUUUUUAGAAAAGUUAUAAAUAAAAAUCGAGGGCUGGCUGAAUCGUUAGCUUUGUACGUGCAUUCGAAGCUAUGUGCGAAUACAAAAAGUGUUUUAUCGUCCGAAAAAGAUAAAUUAUUACACAACGCCAUAGACAUAUUCCGUAUGCUACACGAUAAAGACGUUUUCAAAUAUUUCUACACUAAUAAUCUCUCCCAUAGACUACUCCACAAUAUGCGCUGUGAUGAUGGUAAUGAAGAAUUCAUGAUAUUUAGUUUGAUGAGCGAGUGCUACACGCUUACUUGUGGAAUGAAAGGUAUGGUGAAAGACAUGUUUGUAUCAGCCAGACUAAAAGAAAAUUUUAAUGAAUAUAAAUGGCAUCUGAAAAAGAAAUUAAAUUGUCCUGAGAUCCAUGUACGUGUACUUACACAAGCAUAUUGGCCCUUUCCUCCUAAAGGCGAAAGCUGCAUAAUUCCAUGCAGAGUACAUAAUGCGUACGGGGUAUUUAAAAAAUUUUAUGAAGCGUUUAUGAAAGGACGACGUCUUGUACUGCUGCCACAGUUUGGAACAUGCGAGAUUAUUUCUCACUUUAGUAAAAACGUCCACUUAUCGUAUCAUCCCAUUGUUUACGAUAACCCCGAAAUACCAACCCCUAUGGGAAAAUCUAGCGUUCCGUUUCUUCCGUCAAAGUCUGACAAACAGAUCCUGCAAACACCGGCGAGUCUUAGUGAGAGAACUUGUAUCGUAACUGCUACUACGUAUCAAAUGUGUAUUCUUGUACUUUUUAAUAAAUAUCGUGAGUUGACAUUUGAAGAGAUUCAGAAAAAAACUGGAAUUCCGCACAACAACCUAAAAUUUGCUCUUCAUUCGCUAUCGGGGAGAAAUACUAACAAUCUGUUGAAGAAGGAAACAGUUAAGAAUACAGAAACGUACCAAGUAAAUAAAUUAUUUUCUCCUCUUGUGGAAGAUGUAAACAUCAUGAGGACCUUGGAUAUACGUGACACUGAAGCAGAAGAAAGACAUCUUUCAAUAAACAGACUGAUUCGUUUGGACACUGUUAUUGCACAAAUUAUGAGGACCAGAAAAACACUUCCUUUCCAUCUAAUUGUUUCUGAGGUACGUGCUAUUUUAAGAACAGAGUUCCAGCCAUCAUCGAUUUUUAUUUUAAGACGAAUAGAGUCUCUCAUAGAACGAAAAAUUUUAAAACACAAAGAAAAUUCCUGCAAUAUAUAUUCAAUAUGUUAA